GAGGGAGGAAGUGGGAGGUUUGGUUUGUUUUUGGCUGCCGUGGGAGAUGGCGUGAGAUCACCAGGAUCAAUCUGACGCUUGUCUGUGUCCCUUCACCGCUCUCUGUCUGCUAGCUCUGUCCAAGCUGACAGGCAUCGACAGCUUGUGUUCUUCUUUCAAGCAAUAGGCUCAGGCCCACAUCGAGCGAGCACCAUCCACCCAUGCAUCCUUCUCGAUCGUCCAACUAAAACCUAAAGCCGCGCUGUCCCUUUCCAGUACUCUAGCUCCUUCCAUGUACCUUGCAGUCCAGUGCACAGCUUCUGUGUUUUGCUUUUCUCCACUUCCUGGACACUACAAUGUGAUAGCUGAUGUCUUGUCCAUGUCUCAGCUGGGGUCUUCGCCUUGGGUAGGAGGGAAAGCAGCAAGUUAGGCGCCCCGAGAUCCGAGUGUAAGGAGUGGUGCUUUUUCUUUCAUGCUCUUUGCUUUCAUAUCUCUCUGAAAUAGAAAUGGAAAUGGAAAUGGAUGGCGGUGGUUUAAGGCUUUGGAGGUGUGGUGGUGGAUUUUGGUGAUAGAAUUAUGUGCUUUGGAUGGCCAGACAUUUUGGAAGCAGGAGGAACAGGACGAGUACAAGCAUCAGCAUCGCCAUCGCGUGUCGCCAGUUUUGCGGCAAGAGGAGGAGAAGAAGCUACAAGGUAAGGCAACAAACAGCGCAAGUCGAUUAGAGAUUGGUUUGUAAGAUCACUGAAAACUGGAAGAGGGAGGUGGGAAGGAGGAGAAGGAUCUGGAUCCGAGGAGAGCUCUGCGUCUUCAAGGUCCAGCAGGCGCAAAAGAAAGCGAAGACUCGGGAAAGGCACAGGAGCUCCAAGCACCGGCAAGGCCGCCGCUUCGUGGCUUCCAACUCCAAUUCCACUUCAAUAAUCAAAAUUACCCUUCCUUUUGGGGGUCGACGUCUUCUUCUUUAGCUGCUGCCACGGCUUCCUCUUCCGAGUAUGCCUGCCUUCCUGAACGGAUGGGGGAGGGCGACGGCCUCGGCUACGGCCAGCUGUCCUUCCUCCACCACCCGCCGCCGCGGCUGCCACAGACGCGGUCGAGGUGCGGAAGCAGGGUGAAGGGCGCGGCGGCGGGGGAAAUCGUGGAGGCUCAGGGCGGCCAUGUCGUGCGCGCUACCGGUCGCAAGGACCGCCACAGCAAGGUGUGCACCGCCAAGGGACCUCGCGAACGUCGUGUGCGCCUCUCCGCCCACACUGCCAUCCAGUUCUACGACGUACAGGACCGGCUCGGUUACGACCGCCCAAGCAAGGCCGUCGAUUGGCUAAUCAAGAACGCCAAGGCCGCCAUCGAUGAGCUCGCUGAGCUGCCGACCUGGAUCCCCACCGCCACUGUUGCUGUCGCCUCCUCCCACCCACCUUCCAAUAAUCAAGACGCCGUCACCGAGGACCCUGCCGACGCUGCUACCGCUUUUAACUUGGCCAGGGGCGGCGGCGGAGGAAAUGUAAGUACCAGUUUUCUUCCUUCGUCCAUGGACACCGACUCCAUUGCCGACACAUUCAAAUCCUUCUUCCCGACGGCUGCAACUCCCGCCGUUACUUCGCCGCCAUCUAGCUCUUCCAUCGGCUUCCUGGCCUACUCUUCCGAUCUCCCUCCGCGAGCUAGCAACCAAAUCAAUGACCUACGCCUCUCGCUCCAGUCCUUCCAAGAUCCAAUUCUUCACAAUCCGGAGCCCGCCCACCACCACGGCCAAUACCACUACAGCUCAGCUCAUUUCCUACCCUCCGCGCAACUGGCCUUCGAGGCCGCAGCCUCCGCUAGUUGGGCCCAACAGGGCCGGCGCAUUGUUCCAUGGAAUGUGGUGGAGGCGAGCGGCGGUAGCGCUGGAUACGUUUUCAGCUUUCCGCCACCGCAGGCUGUGCCUCUGCACUCUGCGCUCGGCCACAACCAACUUGAUUCUCAGAGGGGACCCCUUCAGUCCACCAACGCCCGCACUGUCCGCGCCUGGGCCAGCCCUAUCGAUGCCGCGACCGACCACCAGAUGCAACCUCCGCCGAUGUCCUCAAUCGGAUUCGCAUCCGGUGCUGGCUUCUCAGGGUUCCGGAUUCCAGAGCGGUUUCAGGGCAAAGGGGAGCACGACGGCGCCGCUGAAAAGCCGCCCUCUUGUUCCUCUUAAUUCUCGCAACUGACAGAUUAGUAAGAAGAGGAGACGGCCACCGAUCUGCACCUCCCUGUGACAGGAUUCUCUUUGCUGCAAAAGGUUGGAACCGCCAACCUAGCGGCCCCCUUAACCCGGCCCUAUAAGUAUGAGAGGGAGUAAAUCAUGAUGAAUACGGGCCCAAUUCAUCGUGUCCAGCUAUGACAUGACGGUCUCAGACAGGAUUCUCUUUGGCUUCAGUGCUUGGUGGCUGCCUCUCCUCUCUCUGUCAUUUGCUUCAAAUUCUUGUACGAACUGCAAAAACCUUCACUCCCGUCUUGUCAUGUUUGAUCUUUCAUCUUGAGAUCUUCAGUCUUGUCGUGUUUUUAUUCUGGCUAAGCCAAAAGAGAGCUGCAGUGAAAUGUUUGUUAUAUUUGGAAAUGUUUUUUCUUCUCAGAUUUGCGUUUGCAAGGUAUAAAAUAUGUAGCUGUCCGUUUGGAUUUAGAUAAAUUGUCAUGGUGACAAGGAGAUGGAUGCUGACUCUGUAAGAUG
This is a messenger RNA of Zingiber officinale, 2656 nucleotides long. Its product is annotated as transcription factor PCF5-like. Lineage: Eukaryota; Viridiplantae; Streptophyta; Magnoliopsida; Zingiberales; Zingiberaceae. Gene Ontology annotation, biological process: regulation of secondary shoot formation. The coding region runs from base 989 to 2143 and encodes 384 amino acids. Gene Ontology annotation, cellular component: nucleus. The record is from RefSeq and is a predicted model, not a curated record. Gene Ontology annotation, molecular function: sequence-specific DNA binding; DNA-binding transcription factor activity. The transcript is spliced from 2 exons.